Ilyonectria robusta is the source of this 1491-nucleotide messenger RNA. Its product is annotated as fungal-specific transcription factor domain-containing protein. Gene Ontology annotation, molecular function: zinc ion binding; DNA binding. Bases 1 to 1491 code for a protein of 496 amino acids. The transcript is spliced from 4 exons. NCBI's taxonomy places the organism in Eukaryota, Fungi, Ascomycota, Sordariomycetes, Hypocreales, Nectriaceae. Gene Ontology annotation, biological process: DNA-templated transcription. The record is from RefSeq and is a predicted model, not a curated record.
AUGACAGAUGGAUUCAUCGCGAUUGUGCCGAAACCCGCCCUUGGCGGCGCGGUUACGUCACCUAUCGGCAUGGCAAAUAUUCCAAACCAAGGCGGCCAUCAAGGGAUCUCGAUUCAGACCGCUCUUCCAGAUGCCCCAGUCAUGCGGCUGACUGAGGACAAGGUGAAGGAUCGAAGAAGCAACAUCUCAGGUGACCCAUUCUGUCACAGUCAGCUAUUCGUCCCCAUGUUUCCCAAGGCUGAAGUUGUUUUGUUUAUUGAUGUCUUCCUCGAGGAGGUUAAUACCACCCUUCCACUCUUUCACGGGCCAUCUUUGGUGGCCAUGUGCCACAGGAAUUUCCCCGUGAACGAUAAGUACGAUGAUCCUGCGUGGCGGGCUUGCUUGAACACGGUUGUAGCUAUCGCGGUCCAGUGGAAGACAGUCAACAGCCAUUUCAGAGCCGUCUCAGAUUUCUCUUGGGGGCUUUUCAAAAAUGCAUUUUCUGUUUACCAGGACAUUUUGGUUAGCGAACCGAGUGUCUUGUCUGUGCAAGCAAUCCUCAUCAUGGCCGUGUUCCUGAGUGGAACUACAGACAACAGGACAAUGACACUUCUUCUUCACUCAGCGAUGAGAAUGAUACACAUCUUAGGGCUACACCUAGAACAACCAGACGACGAGGUGAAUCCUAUUGAAGCCGAGCAAAGGAGGCGUGUGUUUUGGGCGGCGCAUCUGAUGGAAAAGACCACAAGCACAGAUCUUGGAUUGCCAUCAACCCUACACAAGGACUGGUACAAGGUCGGCCUUCCAAGUAAGAGCGCACCAGGCGACGUGGAGUGCUCUGGUGCUACCGACUGCACUGGGAAUAUAAAUCUCUUCAUCUUGAGAAUCGAGUUGUUGAUGAUUGAGUCCAAGGCAGAAAGUUGUCUGUCUAAUCCUAGGAGUGAUUUCAACCAAUUGUUGGAAUUGCGCCGUGAGCUGAACGCUUGGAAGGACAGGAUGCCAGCUGAACUUCGACCGGAUGCCGGAUGCGGUAUUGCAACAGGUGGCUUGGCAGUUCUUAUGCUACAUGUCACAUUAUUCAGGUGUAUGAGUCUAGUAAACGAGGCUCGAAAGGAACUGGAAAUUGAGGCUUGCAGGGCCACAAUUUCCCUUCUUCAACACGUGCGAGCUCUUCCAUUCGCAGAUCUAUGGCGAUUUCUCCCGCACCCAUUAUGUGCGACCAUUACGCUCCUCGCGGAGGUUCUCAAAGACCCUUCUGGACCACUUGCAGAGUCCGAUGCCAGUCUCAUAGAAUCCUUUGCGCGAUUUGUUGAGAGAAUGAAGCGCGAAGAUGGGUGUGAUCUCGCAAACUUCCUGGCCGGGGUUACUGUACUCGAACAGAUCGCCAAGAACGCCGUCGGAGACACAGAGAAUAUGGGACAGACCAAUUUGAUUACUGGAGCAUUCGAAACGGUCAAGGGCUCAGCUGUAGGGAACCCAAUUCUAAUUACAUGCACAUUGCUCACGGGCUAA